GGCCCGCUCGCUCCGCCCGGUACCACCCGGGGCCCCCCCGGCGGGGCGGGGGGGCCAUGGAGCACCGGCGCCGGUAGCCACGAGGAGCCCAGGAGAGAGCGGAGCCAGGACCCCCGCCCACCCAUGGCCCCCCCUCCCCCUUCCCUCCCCGUCCCUCCCGUCACCCGGGCACCGCGGGGGGGGCCCCCCCGCCUCCUGCCCGCCGUGGCCACCAUCACCCUGCUGACGCUCGCCACCGUGGGCGCCUGCCCCGCCGUUUGCCGCUGCUCCGGCGGCCGCGUUUACUGCAACGACCGCGGGCUGACGGCCGUGCCCGAGGGGCUCCCGCCCGGCGCCACCACGCUGUUCCUGCAGAACAACCGCAUCGGGGACGCGGGGAUCCCGGCUCGCCUGGGCCGGCUGCCGGCGCUGCGGGUGCUUUACCUGUACGCCAACGCGCUGGAGCAGCUCCCGGCUCACCUUCCCCCGGCGCUGCGGGAGCUGCACCUGCAGGAGAACAACGUGCGCGGUUUGUGCCGCCGGGCGCUGGCCCGGGCGCCGCUGCUCGAGCGGCUGCACCUGGACGAUAACUCGGUGUCGGCCGCCGGUAUCGAGGAGGACGCGUUCGCCGAGAACCGCCGGUUGCGGCUGCUGUUCCUGUCGCGGAACCACCUGAGCAGCGUCCCCGCGGGGCUGCCGCCGGCGCUGGAGGAGCUGCGGCUGGACGAUAACCGCAUCCACACCAUCCCCCUGCGCGCCUUCGAGGGGCUGCCGGCGCUGCGGCGCCUGGUGCUGGACGGGAACCUGCUGGCGAACCAGCGCAUGGCCGACGACACCUUCAGCCGUCUGGGCAACCUCAGCGAGCUCUCGCUGGGCCGCAACGCGCUGGCGGCUCCGCCGGCCAACCUGCCCCGGGCUCGGCUUCGCCGCCUCUCGCUGGCCGCCAACGCCAUCAGCCACGUGCCGGCCGGAGCGCUGGCCAGGAUGAGGGCGCUGGAGAGGCUGGACCUGUCGGACAACAACCUGACCACGCUGCCCAGGGGGCUCUUCGACGAUCUGGGCAGCCUGAGCCACCUGGGGCUGCGGAACAACCCGUGGUUCUGCGGCUGUAACCUGGCCUGGCUGCGGGACUGGCUGCGCCGCCGCGCCCCGCCGCGCCUGGAGGUGCGGGGUUUGCUGUGCCAGGCUCCGGCCAGGCUGCGGGGGCUGCCGGUGGGCGAGCUGAGGGGCGAGAUGGACGCGUGCGACAGCCCGGCCUCGGGGGGUGGCACUGCGGGAGGGGGGACAUCGCCCGCUGUGGCCGCCGUGUCCCCGCCGGGAGCCGCGGCCACCACGCCGGGGUUGUGGGUGCAGGCGGCUCCCGGAGGGGCCCUGCGGGUCCGGUGGCCGCCGGCUCCUCCCGGAGCGUCGCUGAGGCUGAGCUGGCUCCGGCCCGGGGGGGGAGCGGUGACCGAGACCUUGGUGCGGGGGGAGCGCGGGGAGUACGUGGUGCGGGCUCUGCAGCCCCGAGCUCCGUACCGGGUGUGCCUCGCUGCCCUGGAGCCCCCCGCCGCUCCCCCGCUCUGCGCCCAGGCCCGGGCGGGGGCCGGGGAUCCCCCCCCCCAGGCCGGUUCUCCCGGAGCCCCCGGCGGGGAUGCGGCUCCCCCCGCGCUCCCCCCGGCAGCCGCUCUGGGGGCGGCGGCGGCGGCGGCGGAGGGGGGGAUCCGCACCGUGUACCCCCCUCCACCCCCUCCCCCGCCCCCUCUGCCCCCCCCCGGCGUGCGGGGCUACCGGGGGGGGCAAGUGCCCCAUGCGCCGCUAGCAGCCAAUGGGAGAAGCGGAAAAUUCCAGAAGUCACAGCGGAGCCCAACCAAUGGGCGCCCAGCACCGGGAGACGCGACCAAUAGGAGCGCGGCGGGGGCGGGCCCUGAUGCCGGCUUCCGGCGGGGGCGGGCCCCACUGCGCACGGCAGCCAAUGGGAAGGCGGCAACGCCGGGCGCCAGCCAAUGGGAGCGCGCGCGGGGGCGGGCGGGCGGGGCGGCCGGCCAAUGGGGCGCGGGGGGCGUGGCCACGGGGUUCUAG
Messenger RNA from Catharus ustulatus (Swainson's thrush), 2040 nucleotides. Its product is annotated as leucine-rich repeat transmembrane protein FLRT1-like. The coding region runs from base 124 to 2040 and encodes 638 amino acids. The record is from RefSeq and is a predicted model, not a curated record. Lineage: Eukaryota; Metazoa; Chordata; Aves; Passeriformes; Turdidae. The transcript has 5 exons. Gene Ontology annotation, molecular function: protein binding.